AUGGCAACCAGAGUGACAGUAUCAUCUUCGGUCGGCCGGGUCCCUGGACGAUAUCGUGAAGAGUGGAUGGUGUGCCAAUAUACCCACAUGACCAACUCCAUGGGAUGUUCAUGGACUGGAUGUGAUCUUUUUGCCUACACUAUGCCAGUAUUAAUGGCCCAGCUCGUUCUUAUUGUCCUCGUCACAAGAGCCACUUAUUUCUUCCUGAAACCUCUAAAACAAAGUAUGAUCAGUGCACAACUCAUUGCCGGGAUCAUAAUAGGGUCAUCUUUUCUAGCACGUAACAGAAUGUAUGCUGAAAAGUUAUUUCCUCCAGGAGGAAGAUUGAUAAUAGAAACAGUUGCAAAUAUUGGCUUCAUGUUACAUCUCUUUAUACUAGGAGUACAGAUUGAUGCAACCAUUGUGAAGAAGGCAGGAAGAAAUGCUGUGCUAAUAGGUACCAUAGGUUUUGUCAUACCAUACGCACUUGGUGGGUUGGCCGUUUUAACCGUGCCUCAUCUCGUGAUCAUAGAUGAUACAUUACAGAAAUCGCUUCCUUUCAUUGUAACGUUGAAUUCAAUGUCUACCUUUCCUGUUAUCACCAGCCUCCUUGCUGAUCUCAAAAUUCUCAAUUCAGACCUUGGCCGUUUAGCCAGUAACACAUCCAUUGUCAGUGACUUCUGCAGCUAUUUCAUGACCACGAUCAUGGGUACCAUUGGUGUAUCCAUACGUUACUCGGAAUGGGACCAGCUAUGGGCUGUUGUAUGGAUUGUUGCCUUUCUGAUCCUUAUUGUGUUUGCCUUUCGGCCAUUGAUAUUACAGAUAGUCAAGCAGAUACCUGGAGGGCAGCCGAUGAAGGAGAUCCACUUCUUGGCCAUCGUUGUAAUAAUCAUGGUGUGCGGGUUCUGCGCCGAGAAUCUUGGUCAGCCAGCUCCUCUGGGCGCUUUCAUUCUGGGUAUGGCAGUACCAGAUGGGCCUCCAUUAGGGACAUCGUUAGUAGAUAAGCUUGAUGCAUUGAAUACUGGAUUGCUGCUUCCAGCCAAGUUUGCAAUCAGUGGUUUGAGCCUGAACCUAUUUUCUAUAGAAAGAGGAAGUUCUGCAAUGAUCACUCUGGUCGUCAUCAUAUUGGGCUACAUAGGAAAGUUCGCAGGCACAUUUAUUCCAGCACUUUACUAUAAUUUGCCUUUCUGGGAUGCUAUAAUAAGCCACGAAUCAUAUGCCCUUCUGUUGAUCACAAUGCUGAUUGUAACAGGGGUCGCUAGGCCUCUUAUAUGCCACCUCUAUGACCCAUCAAAAAGAUACUCGGCCUACCAGAGAAACAGUAUUCUGCACUCCCAUCCCAGUAGUGACCUCCGGAUGUUGGUAUGCAUCCACAAUGAAGACAAUGUCCCCACCAUUUUAAACCUCCUCGAAGCCUCAAAUCCUGCAAGAAACAGGCCUAUUUCAGUCUUUGUCCUAAAUCUCAUGGAGCUUGCCGGCAGGGCAGCAGCCACACUUGUUCCAAAUAUCCGUAGAGGGAAACUCACUUCUGUGCCAAGCCGCUCAGGACGUAUAGUUAACGCUUUCGAUUUUUUCAUGCAGCACAAUCAAGGGUUUGUUAAGGUCCAGCACUACAUUGCAAUUGCACCAUACAAAAGCAUGCAUGAUGAUAUAUGCACAGUUGCACUAGACAGAGGGGCAAACAUUGUGAUUGUCCCUUUUCAUAAGCAGUGGACUAUUGAUGGAACAGUGGGAGUUAACUUUCCUUCCAUCAGGACUGUAAACCAAAAUGUCAUUCAGAAAGCACCAUGCUCUGUUGGAAUCCUUAUUGACCGUGGCCAGAUGGGUGUUAGUCAUUCUGUUUUGAAUGGCCCGUCUUUGUUUCGUAUUGCGGUGCUCUUCAUUGGUGGUGAAGAUGACAGAGAGGCACUUGCGUAUAGCAGCCGCAUGGCCAACCAUCCACAUAUCCACCUCACAAUGAUUUGGCUUAGACCAUUGGAUCACAAGAAGUAUGACGAUGAAACAAGGAAGAAUCUUGAUAGCGAAUUGAUAAAUCAGUUUAGGGCUAAUGCAAUAGGAAAGGAAAGGAUCACUUACAAAGAAGAGGCUGUGAAAGAUGCAGUGGGAACGACUCGGUUACUUCGUUCUUUGGAGAAUUCUUGUGAUUUAUUAAUGGUUGGUAGAUAUCAUGAACCUGAAUCUCCACUCAUGUUAGGCCUUAUAGAUUGGAAUGAAUGUCCUGAGCUUGGGGUCAUUGGAGACAUGCUAGCUACUUCAGAUUUUCUGUUUUCAGUUUUGGUGGUGCAACAACAGCCACCAGUAAAUGGUUUUCUGAGAAACAAUACUUCCAAGGUGGAUCAAAAUCCCUCUGGGCGGAAGGCAUAUUUCUAA
Molecule: messenger RNA, 2349 nt
Organism: Ilex paraguariensis (yerba mate)
Lineage: Eukaryota; Viridiplantae; Streptophyta; Magnoliopsida; Aquifoliales; Aquifoliaceae
Source: the annotation of a GenBank genome assembly